UUUUCAGGAGAUGAAGCCAAGAUGAACAAAACCACAAUGUCUGUUGUAUCUCCAAGGUCAAGAGGAUAUCUGAAUAUCACCCAAAGGCUAAAAGCUACAGUUUAAUGUGGUCUUUCCACGCAGGGAAGUGGCUUCUACUUCGGAGAAAGUGAGGCAACACAGCAGUGCGCGCAGUCGGAGCUCGAGUGCGCUCCCGACAAGAGGAGAGCACUUUACCAGCGAUUGACGCAGCUGCGUAAAGGGACCGACGGCGUUUGGCAUUAAACAGAAGGCGCAGGAUGGAGCGCCCAACUGUGACCGUCAGCGAUUUCUCUUUGAUUGUGGACAACACAAGCUUUAUGGAGGAAGCAGCGAGACUUGUGUCGAACAUGAGCCGAGGCGGCGAGCAGAAGGUGGUGAGAGGCAGUGCUGCGGUCGCUAUAGCUGUGUGCAUCACCGCGCUCUACUCCGUUAUCUGCGUCGUGGGGCUGUUCGGAAACAUUCUGGUUAUGUACGGUGUGGUCAGGUACACAAAGAUGAAGACAGCCACCAACAUUUACAUCUUUAAUCUGGCGUUGGCUGAUGCUUUGGCGACCAGUACUUUACCGUUCCAGAGCGCCAAAUAUCUCAUGAGGUACUGGCCUUUUGGGGAGCUCUUGUGUAAAGUGGUAAUCGCUAUCGACUACUACAAUAUGUUCACCAGUAUUUUCACAUUGACGAUGAUGAGCGUGGACCGAUACAUCGCCGUGUGCCAUCCAGUGAAAGCCCUGGAAUUUCGCACGCCCGCCAAGGCAAAGGUCAUUAAUAUCUGCGUGUGGAUUCUGUCAUCGGCCGUUGGCAUCCCGGUAAUGGUCAUGGCUGUCACUGUCACUGACAAAGAAAAAACAAUCUGCAUGCUAAAAUUUCCAGACCCAGACUGGUAUUGGGAUACCGUGACCAAGAUCUGCGUCUUCAUUUUCGCCUUCGUGGUUCCCGUCUUGGUCAUCACCGUCUGCUACGGGCUGAUGAUCAUUCGCCUCAAGAGCGUGCGUUUGCUCUCCGGCUCUAAAGAGAAAGACAGGAACCUUCGGCGCAUCACUCGCAUGGUGUUGGUGGUGGUGGCGGCCUUCAUCAUUUGCUGGACCCCCAUUCAUAUCUUCAUCAUCAUCAAGACUGUGGUGGAGAUCGAUAAAAAGAAUCUGGUUGUGGUCGCCUGCUGGCAUCUUUGCAUUGCUCUGGGCUACAUGAACAGCAGCCUCAACCCCGUCCUGUACGCAUUCCUAGAUGAAAACUUCAAGAGGUGCUUCAGAGAUUUCUGUUUGCCGUUUCGCUCCCGCAUGGAGCAGAGCAGCUUUUCAAGAGCCCGUAGCGCCACCAGGGAGCCCAUCUCGGUUUGUGCCAAGACAGUGUCAAGGAAGCGGACCACCUGACUAGACCUGGACCAGAUGCCUUCGAGUACAGAAGCAAGGACGCAGAAAGACCUACAGACUGAGGUCACUCAGAUUUCUACCACCGAGUUUUAGAAACCAUCUGAGGUUAAUACGAAGUUAAAACAGCAAGCGUAUACCCAAGGCAAAUGGUCUUUAUGGAUUAUCAUUACUAUCGCAAAUUAUAACUGCCAAUUGUUUCUCAUUCUACACUUAUCUGAGUGGCAAACUCUGUGAAUGGCUCUAAAAUGAUCUCAUAAGUGGGGGAAAUACGAUAAGUUUGGGCCAUUAUGGUUGUAAACAUUGAUUGGAUGGACAUCAAAGACGUGGCCUUAAAUGGUCAACAGGAAGUCAACAUUCAUUAGUGGUACAUGAGCCAUCAAACUGGAUUCGAAAUGAAAUUUUCAAUUUUCAUUGAAAGUGGGGGACCAUGUAACUGAAACGUUAUUGUACUGGGCUUAGAUCACCGAUUCCACAAAUUGAGUUUCCAAAACGUCUAAAGAAGCGGCAAGAUGGAUCUUUUCAUUUAAAGAGACAAGCACGCUGUAUUCACCGAACAUUCAGUCUCUGUUUAGCAAAAUGCACAGAAGCUUUUUUCCUCCACAAACCCGAGGAUAAAGAAAUGUGGAGGAGGUGUGUCGGACACGGCAUAUGGACGGUCACGGAUCUGAAUUCUCAAGAAUUUAUUUGCAUGCUGGCUAGUGGCUUCUAUAUGGAUAACAGGGUUAACUCCCUCAGGAUGGCUGUUAAUACUGUUAUACAGAUUAAUAACACCGUUUUUGGUCCUUGAUGAGUUGUCAUUGUAGUGAAUAUGUGCUACUUGUGAAGGAUUUUUAUGACCACUAUGAACUACAACUGUGUGGAGCAGUGUGCUUCAUGAAUAUGGUAAAAAGGGUUCUUGUAUAUUUCCCUUGUUUUCCCUUACUUAUUAAGUAUUCUAGUGUACAAUUCCAUAAUUUCCUUGCCAUUAGUGGUAAAUGGCACCGUUCUUUAAGCGUUUUUUUAAAUCUCAAACUUAAAAUGACAUUACCAAAUCAUUUUGUAAUAAUUGAGUUUGGUUCUAAAUGUCAGCUUUUCUGUAAAAGAUUUAGCUUCUUGAGAGUUUAGCUUCAUUUAAGACGUUUUGUGUGUUAGCGACAGUGGCAGUUGCUGUGGAAAAACAUAUAUUGUAUUUUUAGCUGUUGGAUAUUCCAUUACUGAGCUAUUUUAUGUGUUCAAGCCAAUUAUUACAAAUGAUCAGAACAGUGUCUAUAUUGUGAAAGCUGAAUGUAUUAAAUAGUUCUGUACUGUAGAUAGCAAAAACGAUUAAUUGUGUAUUACAAAACUUUAACAAGGUUCAAAAGUUUUUGACACAUUUUGAAAGAAAACCAGUAUGAGCAAUUAAAAUCUAACAGGAAUGUACAGAAAAGACCACUGCAAAUAGACUGCCGUGCUAUUAUUCCCGAAGGUCCUUUAAUAGCUGGAGACUCACGUACAUUUUCACGAUCUGUUUUUUUCACCAUAGGCAACCUACAAAACCCCAAUUACACAACAACAGAUAAGUGUGCUUGUAGUCAAGCACUGGAUAGCACGCAGCUACCGUUGUAUAAUAGCUUUAAGGACACGAAGUGUGUAGCAAUGUGUGUUGCUAUAGAGGCAACAGAGUCAGAAUGUCAAAACCAGAAUGUAUUCCACUUUAUUAUUUAGUGUAUCCUUAAGAUGUUAUUGUGCUUUUGGAACAAAAUGGAACAAAACAUAAUUUUGCUAAUUUUGGUGGUUCUAACACCAAAGUAAUGUUUGUAUUAUAUUUUGGCAAGUUGACUACUGGAAGUUUUGAUGGCGUCCAAGUGUCAUUUUCUUAAAGCAACCCAUGUCUUAAUUUUCUAUUUGUUUUUUUUUAACACAAGCUGCACAAAUGUGUGUAUUGUUGUGAUAGUUGUAGUAUAGAACAAUAAAAUAGUGUAUUAUU
Molecule: messenger RNA, 3333 nt
Organism: Triplophysa rosa
Lineage: Eukaryota; Metazoa; Chordata; Actinopteri; Cypriniformes; Nemacheilidae
Gene: oprd1b
Product: opioid receptor, delta 1b
Exons: 5
Coding region: 279-1388 (369 amino acids)
Biological process (GO): G protein-coupled opioid receptor signaling pathway; neuropeptide signaling pathway
Cellular component (GO): neuron projection; membrane
Molecular function (GO): G protein-coupled enkephalin receptor activity; neuropeptide binding
Source: RefSeq, a predicted model, not a curated record